AGGCUGGCUGAACCUGAGGAUGGGGAGUCAAAACUUUGACUCUUGUCAUGUUCUUGACCAUGGGCCUCCAGGGUCCUUCCCUUUCAUCCUUCCCUUCCUACCCCACCUUCCAACUGUCCUUCAAUGCCUUUUCUAUCAUGCGUCUGAUCUUGUAAGCUUCAAUUAUAGUGACUCUGAGGACUGUCAACUUCUCCUAGGGCAGAUUACCCCCCAGUGCGCCAAACGCCAUAGCUCACUCGUUAAGCUACGGAAUCGAGUGAUUCAACUUUCAUUGGAAAGCUGACGCUGCCAGCAACAGCAUAUCCGAUUUUCAGAUCGUUUCACCGAUUGGAGUUUUGGAUAUAGCUAUUCGAAGGUCGCGAGUUUUCUGGGCGUCAUAACGAAGUGCUGCAGAAAGUCCAAGGAGCCACUGAAUCAUCUGCUUAUAGCCUUCUCUAACCAACAAGUGGUAUCAGAGCCUAUUAUCACGCAUUUGGGACCUAAAAUACGAUGGGAGAUAAGGAGGACUCUGGUGGAGGUGAUACUUCAGUCCAAGGAGGCAGCUCAACCCAAGAUUCUGGCAUUGCAGCGCAAAGGGGAGCGCGUACAAGCCAGGGGUCACUGCUUAAGGAGGUGCUGAAGAACUUCACCAUUGAGAAGUUCUCUGGAGAUGGCUAUGAUGAUUGGGCAUGGAAGAUGCAGCUCUACUUUCGACAAAUUGGCCUCUUGAAGCUCAUGAUUGGAAUGGAGCCAAGGCCAAAGGAAAUGGCAGAGCAAGCGGACUGGGAUGAACGUUCAUCUGCUGGGUAUUAUCUACUGUCACAAAGCUUGGAGCUGAACCAGAGGCAUCACAUCAUGCAUCUGCUACCGGAAAUUGAUUGUGGGCCCAAGGCAUGAGCAGUGCUCAAGGACCUGCACGCUCCGACAUCGGUUGCCGCUUCUCUCAUGCUGGAUCGGGAGCUGUCCAUGCUGCGGUUGAGCGAGAAUGAACCUGUGCAGCCCGUACUGGACAAGAUGAGGGAACUCUACGCGAAAUUGGCGAUUGCAGGCAUCACGUACCCAGAGCAGACAAAGUGUCUCAAGAUGCUCAGCCUGCUGCCGGAGUCUUGGCUGCAAUUUAUAAGCGGACUCAGCUUGCCACAAAACCAAAGUCAAUGGACAUUGGAGUGGAUUCGCACCAAGAUUCUGGAAGAAGAUUUUCGUCGCUAUACACUGCGCGGAGGUGAUGACAGCACCAGCGGCUAUGCCAUGCAAGGGACAUGGAGGGAUCGAGGGCGUGGCAAUCGCGGUCGCUCUUACCACAGCCAAGGUGGUCGCGGGACUUGGAACCAGCGGGGGCGUGGUGGUGCUGGUGCAAGAGGAAGAGGUGGUCACUCCAACUAUGACAACAGUGAACCACGCUUGAGGGGAGAGUGCUGGUAUUGCAAGGAAGAAGGGCAUCCAUGGUUUCGCUGCUCUACCAAGCCCGACUGGUGGACCCCUUGGAACCAAUCGCAGAAGGGGAAUGGAGGAAAGCAACCACAUGGAGGUGCCAACAUGGUAGCUGAUCCUGCUGAAGAAACCUCCAAGGAUGACAGAGGAAUGGGAAAUGAGGAGAGGAAUGCUGGACAGUUCUACCAUGUGUGUGACAAAGAUGACAGUGGCACAGCUGUUGCAAGGGCUGGAGAGGAAUUGCACCCGCUUGACAUGUGGGUCAUGGACUCUGGUGCUGCAUGGACAAUGACACCACGUAAGGACUUGCUGGAUGCUGUGCAAGCGCCUCCAAUCUCUGAAGUGCGCUCAGCAUCCGGACAUGCAGUGAAGGUCGCUGGAGUUGGUCGAGCUGCAUUCAGAGCACCUGAUGGUGGACUGGUUGUGCUGAAGGACGUGUUACUCGUACCGGGGCUGAAGGCCAAUCUGAUAUCGCUGCGCAAGCUAGGCCAGGCCGGAGUCAGCACCACCACCAAUGGAUCCAAAACAUUCAAGGGGCUGCGAGGAGAUCGUGUGUUAUGGGAUUUACACGAAAGCAGAGAUGUCUUCAGAUCCAUGUGGCAGAUCCCUGCACUGAUAUGGGAAUCAACAAAGAAGGAGUUGGGAGAAGUAAAGGCGGGUUCUGGAGUCCAGGGGGAGUGUAAUGCAGUUAGUGCUGCAGGAGUGACGGUUUCUGCAAGGUCGGGGGAGACUGAUUGGGAAACCGCACACAGGCGUCUAGGGCAUGUGGCUAUGCCAUUGCUGCAGCAACUGCAUAAGGAAGAAGCAGUAAAGGGGCUCAAGCUUUCUGGGCAACCAAAUGAUACCAAGUGCGAGACGUGUCUGCUGAGCAAGUUCACACGGUUCCCCUUUCACGGCGUAGCUGGGAAAAGCAAGGCAGCACUGGAACUGGUGCACAUGGACCUCGUAGGACCUUUUCCAGUCCGAGGAAGUAAGGGGGAAAGGUACUUCCUGACAAUAGUUGAUGACUGGAGUCGGCUGAUGUGGGCAUACCCGUUGAAGCAGAAGGAUCAUGCUGCCUCAACAAUACGAGAUGAUUGGCUGCCGUUCAUCGAGCGACAAUCUGGGCACCCAUGCAAGAGCAUCAGAACCGACCGAGGUGGAGAGUUUCUAGGAGGAGAUCUGACUGCGUGGCUCAAGAAACAAGGCAUUGAGCAUCAGCUAACGACGUCCUAUACCCCUCAGUCAAAUGGCAUUGCUGAGAGGGCUAAUAGGACCAUCCUGGAAACUGCGCGAGCGCUGCUGAUCAAAUCAGGGCUGGGGAACUCCAUGUGGCCUCAUGCGGUGAGGCAUGCUACAGUGGCAAGGAACCGCGUACUCACAAAGGUGGCUGAUGAUAUGUGGGUGCCGCUGGAGAGGUGGCUUGGAAAGAAGCCUCCAGUGGGCAUGCUUCGAGUGUUCGGAUGCAUGGCAAUGGCGCAUGUCCCUAAACCGUACAGGACAAAGCUUGGAGCAUCUGCACUUUGGUGUGUGCACCUUGGGCUUGCGGCAGAGAGCAAGGGGUGGCUACUCUGGGAGCCCUCAAAGAAUGUGCUGUUUGACAGUCGGGAUGUCAAAUUUGUGGAGAACAUCAUGUAUGGCAAGUGGGAGAAGCAGCCGGAGGCAAGGGUCACCCAGCAGCUGGAAGAGAUCACUAUGCACUUCGAUCUGUCCGAACCUGCGGACAGCGAAGUCACUGCGCCAACGGCAAGCGGUACUGAUGAAGGAAGCAAUGAGGAUAUUGCAGCUGAUGCUGAAGUCAAUGAUCCGGAGCAGCAGCAGCAAGAGGCUUCCAAAACACCAAGUCUGCCAAAGCGAAGGAAACAGAUUGGUGGGGGGACAAAGGAUUGGGUGAAGGUGAAAGAAUGGGUAAAUCCAACCAUCUACCCUGCACGUACCAGAAUGGCAACGAGAAAGCUGUUGAGCUCCACAAGUGGAGGAGCCACAACUGAGCAGCAGGAACAGGCUCAAGGCGAAGAUGCAGUGCUGUUCUUGGGUGAUGACCAAGAGUCAGAUGACGAGGAGCCUGCAUACUGCUUUUACGCACCAAUACAACCUCCGAGCAUGGAUCAUGCGCUAGCCGGGCCUCAACGGGGGAAGUAGCUCGUUUCAAGAGAUGCAGAGUACAAAAGCCAGAUGGAGAAUCACACAUGGGACCUGGUGUACUUGCCAAAUGGGAAGAAGGCAAUACAGUGCAAGUGGCUGG
This is a messenger RNA of Closterium sp. NIES-67, 3634 nucleotides long. NCBI's taxonomy places the organism in Eukaryota, Viridiplantae, Streptophyta, Zygnematophyceae, Desmidiales, Closteriaceae. The record is from the annotation of a GenBank genome assembly.